Messenger RNA from Zasmidium cellare ATCC 36951, 1701 nucleotides. RefSeq lists its product as uncharacterized. The record is from RefSeq and is a predicted model, not a curated record. Gene Ontology annotation, cellular component: membrane. Lineage: Eukaryota; Fungi; Ascomycota; Dothideomycetes; Mycosphaerellales; Mycosphaerellaceae. Gene Ontology annotation, molecular function: amino acid transmembrane transporter activity. The coding region runs from base 1 to 1701 and encodes 566 amino acids. The transcript has 5 exons. Gene Ontology annotation, biological process: amino acid transmembrane transport.
AUGGUGGAUUCCAAUGAACUGGAGUUCGCGCCAGCGCCUCACGCGCUUGCCGGAUAUGGAGACCAUGGCACAAAAGAAAAAGUCUCGACGGAUAUCGAGGCUGCGCCAGCGGAGUCGGUCCACGACAUGGACGAGAAGUCUCAAGGGAGCAUGUUCGGGCAUUUCGAGGAAGUCCAGCAUUUGAAGCAAGGCCUCCAUCAACGACACAUCCAGAUGAUCGCUCUGGCCGGCACGAUUGGAACUGGACUUUUCCUUGGAUCUGGUCGGGCUGUAGCAAAUGCUGGUCCUUUGGGCGCCUGGCUUGGCUAUUCGAUCAUCGGCGUCACUGUAUGCAGUGUGGUGCUCGCUGUUGCCGAAAUGGGUGCUCUGGUGCCGUUGAGCGGUUCUGUCGUGAGAUUUUCGGAGUUCUUCGUCGACGAGGCUCUUGCGUUCGCGAAUGGAUGGAACAUGACGUAUUCAUACAUCGUUUCGAUUCCGUCGGAAAUUGUAGCUACGGCAGUUCUGGUGCAAUUUUGGGUGGAUAUCAACAAUGCUGUCUGGAUCACCGUGUUUGGUGGACUGGUGAUCGCCAGCUCGAUGCUUUUCGUGAGGGUGUACGGCGAGCUGGAGUUUGCCUUCUCGCUGCUGAAGAUCUUCCUGGUCGUUUUCAUCAACAUUUUGGCGUUGGUGAUCACCUGUGGCGGAGGAGCUGAAGGACCUAUUGGAUUUCGAUACUGGAGAAAUCCGGGACCAUUCGUCCAAUACCUCGACAUCUCAGGCGCUCUUGGUCGUUUCUGCGGCUUUUGGUCAACCUUUUCCUCGGCGCUUUACGCAUAUGGCGGUAUCCAUGCAAUCGUUAUUGCUGCUGCGGAGACGAAGAAUCCUCGGCAAGCAAUACCCCAGGCAGCUAAGAGGAUCUUCUGGAGAGUGCUGAUAUUCUAUAUGCUGACCAUUUUCAUGGUUGGGCUUGUUGUACCCUCCAACGAUCCACAAUUGCUGAGAUCGACCGGCACUGCGGCACAAUCGCCUUUCGUGAUCGCCGCAAACAACGCCAAGAUCAAAGUGGUUCCCUCAAUCAUCAACGCCAUCGUAUUGACCUCCGCCUGGUCGGCUGGCAAUUCGAAUAUGUUGACUGGAUCUCGAGUGCUUUAUGGCAUGGCGAACGCAGGUCAGGCGCCGAAGUUCUUCACGCGUCUCAACCGCAUGGGAAUCCCAUACCUGUGCGUCGGUUUGCUCGGGGUCUUCAUCGCUCUCGGCUACAUGAGCCUCCAAGAUACCGCAUCCGAAGUCUUCACAUGGCUGCAAGACUUAGUGGCCAUCUCCACGCUCACGGACUGGACCAUAGUCUUGAUCACGUACCUGCGCUUCUAUUACGGCUGCAAAGCACAGGGCAUUGACCGAAAGAAAGAGCUUCCGUGGGCGGCACCAUUCCAGCCAUGGUUCUCCUGGAUUUCUCUGGUCUUGUUCCUACUGCUGCUCCUGACAUCUGGCUACACAACCUUCAUCCAUGGCCACUGGAGCACCGAGACAUUCAUCAGCAGCUAUUUCAACAUUCCAUUCGUCCUCAUCCUGUACUUUGGGUACAAGCUGUGGAAAGGGACAAGAAUUAUCCCGUUAAGGGAGAUACCGAUUCGAGGAUUCAUUGACGUGGCGAACGCAAAUCCAGAACCACGAAUACCGAAGAAGACCGGGCUGAGAAGGUUGAAUGUGUUGUGGUCGUAG